Messenger RNA from Sander lucioperca (pikeperch), 1207 nucleotides. RefSeq lists its product as uncharacterized. The transcript has 5 exons. NCBI's taxonomy places the organism in Eukaryota, Metazoa, Chordata, Actinopteri, Perciformes, Percidae. The coding region runs from base 111 to 1124 and encodes 337 amino acids. The record is from RefSeq and is a predicted model, not a curated record.
UUUCUCAGUAAGGAAACAAGAUACCCUCAGGUCUAGUUAGGCACAUUGAGCUGCUUGUCUCAGACAAUAGCUUCUGAGAAGUAUAGGGUGCUGCUUUUCAGUAAAUAGCCAUGGCUGUUGGACGACUUUUUUGGGUUUCUUGCAUUUCUUUUUUGCUGUUUGAUGACAGUGCUGGAUUACCGUCUAUGAAAGGCUAUGGUUAUCCAUAUAAAGCUGACUUGCGUAACAUGGGUGAUGCUAAAGAAGAUGAAGUAGAGACUGGGCAGGCUUCAGAUGACCAACCGACUGGCCCUGUUUACACAAGCUACAACAAACUUUCAGUUGCACAAUGGCCAGGUUUGUUUCCAUCUCGCCAAAACCUGCCCAACAGACCAAGUGCUUCUGCAGCAGACAAACUAGUUAAUGGUGGGUCCAGCCACUUCGUGUUUGAAAACCUUAAAUCACGCUUGUUCCCUUUAAGCCCCAACCAGGCGAGUAAUCCAGCCAAGCCUUGGCCAGGCCCUGCUUCUACAAACCGUAUGCCUCCCUCUACAGCUGGUGGCUCUUCUCUUUAUGUUAGUCAAACUGCCAACUACGAGCCCACCCUGUCCGCCUCUCAGGCCGCAAAGUUUCCCAGCUUUGACUCUUGGAAGCCUCAGCCGGAUGGCAGUGAUUAUGGUGUGGUUGACGACUCUGGUUUUGGUUCCCCAAACUUUAACUCUGGCUCCAGUAGAGGUGGUGUGAGUAACAUUCCUCAUCUUGUAUAUGAGGAAGUCUUUCAAUAUCCAUCGGAGUAUACUGGGCCUUCCAAUACUGCAGGAGGGUAUAGCCAAGCUAAUUACAUGAGCAAGGGGUUUUCAACUGGAAAUGCUGCCUCACUAGGCGGACCCUCAUUCCCCUGGAAUCCAACUAAUGUAGGUGCCCAAAUGGGCUUGAAGGGUUUUUGGCUUCCACAAAAACCAGUUGUCGGCACUCAAAACGCUGUGGUUAACCGCAGAGUGAGUCAAACGAUCCUACCGCCUUCAAGCUAUAGGAAGUCCAGUAAUGGCUACCAGACAGCCAGGUACAUGCCAGCAUUUCCCAAUCCAAUGCCUGUAAGCUCAAAGGGUGUCCAGGGUCAACCAGCUGCCCCAAAAGAUGUAUAACCCUCAAAGGGUCAAAUGGUUACCAACACUGUGUCCUAAGUUGCAGAAUGAUGUGCCCUCGAAGAAAAAUAAAACUUUAAAAU